Chenopodium quinoa (quinoa) is the source of this 4536-nucleotide messenger RNA. RefSeq names its product stromal processing peptidase, chloroplastic-like. The record is from RefSeq and is a predicted model, not a curated record. Gene Ontology annotation, molecular function: metal ion binding. Bases 239 to 4054 code for a protein of 1271 amino acids. Lineage: Eukaryota; Viridiplantae; Streptophyta; Magnoliopsida; Caryophyllales; Amaranthaceae. The transcript has 26 exons.
AAAAAUCUCUUUCUAUUAAUUUUCAUUUUCUUUUUGUUUGGUGCGAAAAUAUUAUUCUUUACACAACAACUUACUCAAACUCUCCCAGUCUUCAACGUUUUCUUCUCCUUCACCAUUAUCUCCUUUCUCUCUCCUCUGGUCUUAAGGAGGAGAUUUUGAUGAGAUAGUGCUGAAUUCCGAGUAAUUUUGGUGGAAAUUAGUGAAAUUAGGAAGGUGAUUUUGUACUGAAGGUUUAACAAUGGCGGCUUCAGCUUCUGCUGUUCUUGGCGGCGUUUCGAAACUUCAAAUUCGUAAUAAUUUUGGGGAUGAUUUUAAUAUUAGUUCAAAACAUGUUGUUUCCGUUGGAAUUUCUAGGUCUUCUUCUUCAAUUAACCCUAGUUGUUCUCGGUUGAGCCUUCGUCGUCCCGUUCUUCGCCUUUCUAAGUGCAGGUGGUCCAAUGAUGGUCGAACUGUUGUAUCUAGAUCGGUUAAGAUGAGUAAUACUAUGUUGAGGCAGAAAGGUUUCAUUCUUAUGGAGCAGAGGCCUUUGGCAACUUCAACCAGAGAUCAAGUGUACCUAUGCUGCAACCACACCCGUUGCAGAAGGGGGUCAUAUGUGAAGAGUUUUAGUUCAAGGUUUUCAACAGACAAAUCAACGUUUCCAUUGUCAAAGAAUGUGCCUGACAUUGCAUGUUUGAAGCAACAUCAUGUUCGAUGCUCGGCUGUUGGUCCAGAUGAACCACAUGCAGUUAGCACAAAUUGCUCAGAGGGAACACUGGAGAAACCAGGUUUGGAAUUUCUGGAUCCUGAAGUAAGAAGAGUGGAGGUAGAGGAAGCUUUGAAUUCUGAACUUCCAUCUCACCCCAAGCUAUACCGAGGACAAUUAAAAAAUGGACUUCGCUACAUAAUUUUGCCCAAUAAAGUUCCACCAAACAGGUUUGAAGCACAUAUGGAAGUUCACGUUGGGUCUAUUGAUGAGGAGGAUGACGAGCAGGGGAUUGCACAUAUGAUAGAACAUGUUGCAUUUCUUGGAAGUAAGAAGCGUGAGAAGUUGCUUGGUACUGGAGCAAGGUCUAAUGCUUACACAGACUUCCACCACACAGUCUUUCAUAUACAUUCUCCAACUCAUGCAAAGGACUCUGAUGGCGAUUUACUCCCUUUUGUACUUGAUGCUUUAAACGAGAUAGCUUUCCACCCUAAAUUUCUUGCAUCAAGGGUUGAAAAGGAAAGGCGUGCAAUAUUGUCUGAACUCCAGAUGAUGAAUACUAUAGAAUAUCGUGUUGAUUGCCAGCUUCUACAACAUUUGCAUUCUGAGAACAAAUUGAGCAGAAGGUUUCCUAUAGGUUUAGAGGAGCAGAUCAAGAAGUGGGAUGUUGAUAAAAUUAAAAAAUUCCAUGAGCGCUGGUAUUUUCCAGCAAACGCUACUUUGUAUAUUGUUGGGGAUAUCGAUAACAUCUCGAAAACAAUUUACCAAAUUGAGGCUGUAUUUAGCCAGACUGGCUUGGAGAAUGAGACAGAGGCUUCCCCACCUCCAACGCCUAAUGCAUUUGGUGCGAUGGCUAGUUUCCUAGUGCCUAAGCUCUCAGUUGGCCUUGGAGGAGCUUCUCAAGAUAAGUCAUCAAGUUCUGAUCAGCCAAUAAUUACUAAAAAGGAAAGACAUGCAGUACGUCCUCCUGUCCAGCACAAUUGGUCUCUACCUGGAAGCGGUUGCGUAUCUGAUCCUCCUCAGAUAUUUCAACACGAGUUACUUCAGAAUUUUUCAUUUAAUAUGUUUUGCAAGGUUCCCGUGAAUAAAGUUCAGACGUAUGGCGAUUUACGAAAUGUACUGAUGAAGAGGAUCGUUCUUUCUGCCUUGCAUUUCAGGAUUAACACUCGAUACAAGAGUUCGAAUCCCCCUUUCACCGCAAUUGAAUUGGACCACAGUGAUUCUGGAAGAGAAGGUUGCACUGUAACUACUCUUACAGUUACUGCAGAACCUAAAAAUUGGCAAAAUGCAAUCAAAGUUGCAGUUCAGGAGGUCCGAAGGCUUAAGGAAUUUGGUGUGACUAAGGGUGAAUUAGUUCGCUAUAGGGAUGCUUUGUUGAAAGACAGUGAACAUUUGGCUGCAAUGAUUGAUAAUGUGCCAUCUGUGGACAAUCUGGAUUUUAUUAUGGAAAGUGAUGCAUUAGGACACAAAGUGAUGGACCAACUACAAGGUCAUGAGUGUUUGGUUGGUGUUGCUGGAACAAUUACCCUUGAAGAGGUCAAUUCAAUUGGUGCUGAAGUGCUGGAAUUUAUUGCUGAUUUUGGAAAACCAACUGCCCCUGCUCCUGCAGCAAUUGUAGCUUGUGUUCCUAAAAAAGUGCAUAUUGAUGGAGUUGGUGAAACUGAAUUUAAGAUAUCACCAAGUGAAGUAUCUGAAGCUAUAAAAUCAGGAUUGAAGGAACCCAUUGAGGCAGAACCAGAGCUUGAGGUGCCAAAAGAUCUCAUAACUUCUUCACAGUUGCAAGAAUUAAAAUUGCUACGCAACCCAUCAUUUGCACCAUUGGACGCAGCAGAUAGCACUAAAUUAUAUGACAGAGAGACAGGAAUCACUCAGCGCCGUCUUUUAAACGGUAUUCCUGUAAAUUACAAGAUCUCCAGACAUGAAAGCCAGAGUGGUGUCAUGCGGCUCAUAGUUGGUGGUGGACGGGCCAUGGAAAGCUCAGAUGAAAAGGGGUCUGUUGUUGUUGGUGUUCGGACUCUCAGUGAGGGUGGCCGUGUUGGCAACUUCUCUAGAGAGCAGGUAGAGCUCUUCUGUGUGAAUCAUCUGAUAAAUUGCUCUCUGGAAUCUACUGAGGAGUUUAUAUGCAUGGAAUUCCGUUUUACAUUGAGAGACAAUGGAAUGCGUGCUGCCUUCCAGUUGCUACACAUGGUUCUUGAGCAUAGCGUCUGGCUGGAUGAUGCGUUUGAUAGAGCAAGACAGUUAUACAUGUCUUAUUAUCGGUCAAUUCCUAAAAGUUUGGAGCGUUCGACAGCACAUAAACUUAUGAUAGCAAUGUUGAAUGGAGAUGAACGGUUUGUUGAGCCUACACCAGAAUCAUUGCAGAAUUUAACAUUACAGUCAGUGAAAGAGGCUGUAAUGAAUCAGUUUGUUGGUGAUAAUAUGGAGGUCAGUAUUGUUGGAGACUUCUCAGAAGAAGAGAUUGAAUCUUGUAUUCUUGAUUACCUUGGUACGGUUAAAGCUACUCAUGAAUUUGAGAAGAAGAUUUGUGAUGCUAUUAUUUUUCGUCCACCAUCCGAUAUGCAAUUUCAGCAGGUUUACAUAAAAGACACAGAUGAAAGAGCUUGUGCCUAUAUUGCUGGUCCUGCACCAAAUAGAUGGGGCAUCACAGUUGAUAAUGUUGAUCUUUUUGAAAACCUGGGCGAGCUAUCAAAAUCUGAGACAUUGCCAUCUGACAACUCCAAUGAUGUAAAGGAGCUGCAGAGCAAAAUGCGGGACCAUCCACUCUUCUUUGGCAUAACAAUGGGGCUGCUAGCAGAGAUUAUAAAUUCCAGGCUUUUCACAACAGUAAGGGAUUCUCUGGGUUUGACAUACGACGUGUCUUUCGAAUUGAAUUUAUUUGAUAGGCUAAAUUUCGGGUGGUAUGUGAUCUCUGUGACAUCAACUCCUGGAAAGGUACAUAAAGCUGUUGACGCUUGCAAGAAUGUGCUCAGGGGGUUGCAUAGCAACAGAAUAGCUCCAAGGGAGCUGGACAGGGCAAAGAGGACCUUAUUGAUGAAACAUGAAGCUGAGAUCAAAUCAAAUGCGUACUGGCUUGGGUUGUUGGCUCAUUUGCAAGCAUCUUCUGUCCCAAGGAAGGGCUUAUCAUGCAUAAAAGAUCUGACCUCCCUCUACGAGGCUGCCACUAUAGAGGAUGUAUAUGUUGCCUACGAGCAAUUGAAGGUGGAUGAGAAUUCCUUGUAUUCAUGUAUUGGUAUUGCUGGAGCACAGGCUGGAGAAGAAAUUUCAGAUGCAGCACCUUUAUUAAAUGAUGAAGAGUCGGUUGGAGGGCUUCCAGGAGGUUUGCCUAUCGGGGGGCGUGGGCUAUCAACGAUGACACGGCCAACUACAUGAAGCCAGUCAAUUAGUUGAUUUGAGCUAUAAAAGGUCUGUUGGCCCUACUUUGGUAUAGGUUAAAUGGUGUUCUAUCAAGUGGAUAAUUGCAUAUCUACUGAUUGCUGUCAAAGGAUCGGUUGCUCACUCAAAAUUAACUUCAAUGGGAACCAUUUGAAGGAGACAGACAUUCAUGGUGCCUAAGUGCAAUUGAACCAAUAUUGUCGGACUGGCUCCAAUUAACUUUCCUCGAACUCUCCAAUAAAAAUAUACAAGAAUUUGAAGGAACUAGAUUGUUUAGUUGAUCAUACAGUAGGCUUUUCAUUAGGUACUAUAGUCAACAGUACAACCCCUUGUAAUGUUUGUAAUUUUUUGUAUUAAUUGUCCCCUGAUUAUUUUUUGUUAGUAAUGUCUCCAAGAAUUGGGCCAAAGAAUAAUCAUAAUAGAAACAUUCAUGUAAUGAUUUUUUCUUGUGUAUAUUCAACAUGAUUUUUCCUCGACCA